Molecule: messenger RNA, 750 nt
Organism: Saccoglossus kowalevskii
Lineage: Eukaryota; Metazoa; Hemichordata; Enteropneusta; Harrimaniidae
Source: RefSeq, a predicted model, not a curated record
AUGUCAUCAGCAGCUGGAUAUGUACCUAAAGAUGGUGACAGUUCUAAGGAGGAAGUUUAUAUGUCAUCGGCAGUUUGUCGCGUACCUGAAGAUGGUGACAGUACUCAGGAAGAAGUUGAUAUGUCAUUGACAGUUUGUCGCGUACCUGAAGAUGGUGACAGUACUCAGGAGGAAGUUGAUAUGUCAUCGGCAGUUUGUCGCGUACCUGAAGAUGGUGACAGUUUUCAGGAGGAAGUUUAUAUGUCAUCGGCAAUUUGUCGCGUACCUGAAGAUGGUGACAGUACUCAGGAAGAAGUUGAUAUGUCAUUGACAGUUUGUCGCGUACCUGGAGAUGGUGACAGUACUCAGGAGGAAGUUUAUAUGUCGUCGGCAGUUUGUCGCGUACCUGAAGAUGGUGAAAGUACUCAGGAGGAAGUUGAUAUGUCAUUGACAGUUUGUCGCGUACUUGAAGAUGGUGACAGUUCUCAGGAGGAAAUUGAUAUAUCAUUGAGAGUUUGUCGCGUACCUGAAGAUGGUGACAGUACUCAGGAGGAAGAUGAUAUGUCAUCGGCAGUUUGUCGCGUACCUGAAGAUGGUGACAGUUUUCAGGAGGAAGUUUAUGUGUCAUCGGCAAUUUGUCGCGUACCUGAAGAUGGUGACAGUACUCAGGAGGAAGUUUAUAUGUCAUCGGCAGUUUGUCGCGUACCUGAAGAUGGCGACAGUACUCAGGAAGAAGUUGAUAUGACAUCGGCAGCUGGUCGCAUACCUUAA